This is a messenger RNA of Pneumocystis jirovecii RU7, 2034 nucleotides long. RefSeq lists its product as uncharacterized. Gene Ontology annotation, cellular component: Ric1-Rgp1 guanyl-nucleotide exchange factor complex; Golgi membrane. The transcript has 6 exons. Lineage: Eukaryota; Fungi; Ascomycota; Pneumocystomycetes; Pneumocystales; Pneumocystaceae. The record is from RefSeq and is a predicted model, not a curated record. Gene Ontology annotation, biological process: retrograde transport, endosome to Golgi. The coding region runs from base 1 to 2034 and encodes 677 amino acids.
AUGUCUGAAUUACGUAUGGAUGUCGUAUUUACAGAUACUUAUUGUUUUGCUGGAGAACCUCUUUCAUGUGUUAUAACUUUUACACGUGCAGAAUUGGACGAUCAAGAAGUAGAAAAUUUUAAGAAAGAUGCUGAAUUGCUUUCAGAAUCUUUAAAUGAAUCUCGGUUUUUGGGAACAGAUCAAUCGUCUUCAAUUUUGCAAAAAACAAGUGAAAAUUCGUUAUUUUUAGUUGAAAAUAAAGAAAACUUAAAGGUUAAAAAGUCAAAUGAGUUAAAGAAAUUUGGCUCAAUUUCUUCAAGAAAGUCUGUAGUUGGUUCUGUUGAAAAAGCGGGAGAUACCGUGGAAGUGGAAUUGGUGAAAGAAAAAGUAGUCUCGGCUUCUGAUUCAUUUGCUCAGAAUAAAGACACGUUGCCAGAAGUUUCAAAAACUGAUGGAUUAAAUGAAAAAGUAUCUUUGCAAGAAUCUCAACAAGAUAUUAGUUUUACUUAUGAUCUUAAUAACAAGAAAAAAGAUUUCGAGGAUGAAUUAAAAUCUAACAUACACUUAGAUGAACCUUCUAUGACUUUUAAAGAUUCUUUUCAAAAAGAGAAUAAAGAGACAUUGAUGAUAGGAUAUGUUCACGUUAUUGGAUAUUUUAUUUUGAAUGAAAAAAUAGUUAAAAUUGAUGAGUUUGAAGAUCUUACGAUUAAUAAGGAUUCUGAAAAAUCUAUUAAAAGUGGUCUAGUUAAUAUCUAUCCUCAAACCAAUCAAAAGACAGGUUUUAUUGGUCAAUUAGGUUUAUUUAAUAAUGGACUAAAUAAUUUUUUAAAAAAUCAAUUUACAGGUUCUUUGAAUGACUUUAAAGAAAUGAAAAACUCGAAAUAUAUUCCUAUACUUUCUCUUCCGCCGUCUAUUCUUUUCAUUGAUCUUCAAUUAGCUCCAGGAGAAAGCCGUAGUUUUGGUUAUAAGUUUACAUUGCCUCCUCAACUGCCUCCUACUUAUGAUGGUAAAUCUAUAAAAAUAAGUUAUCAUUUAUCUAUUGGAACGCAGCGUUCAGGUAAUGACAUACAACAAUUAAAAAUAUCAAAAAUUCCAUUUCAAGUUUUAUCUAGAAUUGAUGAAACUGGGAAUCAUAUUAUAUAUGAUCUUUUUUCUCCUAUAACUUUUUCUACUGACCAGGCACAUACUUUUGUUUGUAAAUCAUCAGAGGAUAUUUCUGAUCUAUUAAAUCUAAACAGAAAUGCGAAAAAUCUUUACUCUUAUGAAGAAGAUGAUAAGUGUUCAAAAGAAGAUUUUAUUAAUUAUUUAUCAGAACAUUUGCAUGAUGAUUCUUUGAAAAACUUGCUUUUAUCAGAUGACAUUAAAAAAGAUAUGAAUACAUCUUCUAAUACUUCUGAGUUAACAAAAGGUCCUAUCAUUGAUAUGAGAAGAAUGAUAAACAAUAUAACUAGAAAUAGUUUAUUAUACAACAAUCUUUCUAAUAAAAGAUUUAAUAUUAAUAAAAAUGGGAAUGUAAUUGGUGUUGUAUCAAUCCCAAAAUCAUUUUACAAGUUAGGCGAAACAAUAGACGGCGUUGUUGAUUUUUCAUCUGCAAAAUUACCAUGUUAUCAGGUAAAAUUUUUCUUGCAAACAACAGAAAUAGUUGAUUCGUCAAUUUCUAUAUCUUCAAAGGCUAAUAUUUUACAAACUCGUAAAAUAUACGAUAGUUGUUCAGAAAUUACUUUAUAUGCCUCUAGAAUACAGUUUAAACUUACUAUUCCUACUACUGCACCUCCUUCUUUUAAAACUUCUGCGAUUUCUUUAUUAUGGGCAGUACGCUUAGAAAUUACAAUGCCAUUGGUUCAUAAACAAUCCGAUCAAAUAGAAUCUUCCUUUGGGUCUUCACCUAUGUUAAAAUUGAUGAAUGAAAACCAUAAAGAUUAUCGAGAAACACUUUAUCUUGCAUCUUCUUCUUUAGAAUGUGGGGUCUUCGAUUGUAUAAUACCUAUUACAACUUUUCCUUUGCUAAAGUUCUCUGAUGCUUCGAAUAUUUUUAGUACAUCAUUUUUCCUUUAG